Messenger RNA from Gossypium raimondii (Peruvian cotton), 954 nucleotides. Its product is annotated as ethylene-responsive transcription factor ERF027. The coding region runs from base 89 to 739 and encodes 216 amino acids. Gene Ontology annotation, biological process: regulation of DNA-templated transcription. Gene Ontology annotation, molecular function: DNA binding; DNA-binding transcription factor activity. The record is from RefSeq and is a predicted model, not a curated record. Lineage: Eukaryota; Viridiplantae; Streptophyta; Magnoliopsida; Malvales; Malvaceae. The transcript has a single exon.
ACCCAUCUGUUUCCAAACCCUUAACCAUUCUAUCACUCACUCUACCUACUACGCAUACAUACAUGCACGCAAAUGUAGAAUCACAGAUAUGGCCAAUUUGUCCCCCGAAGAGAACCCACCAGCCCCUCAAAUCCCCGACUCUACGCUCGAUCUUGUGCAGUUGCCAAAUCACAGCAACCUACCUUCCAUCCCGACGCCAAACCCUGUUCAAUAUAGAAGGCAUUCUAGUUAUCGGGGAAUACGAAGCAGGAGCGGCAAAUGGGUAUCUGAAAUACGCGAACCGCGUAAAACCACGCGUAUAUGGCUCGGAACGUACCCCACUCCUGAAAUGGCAGCCACCGCGUAUGAUGUGGCUGCUAUUGCUCUAAAAGGUCCCGACACGGAUUUGAACUUUCCGGAUAUGAUUCUUUCGUAUCCAAAAGUGGCUUCUACAUCCGCAGCCGAUAUUCGAGCGGCUGCUGCUAGUGCUGCCGCUUCCAGGCUACCCAUGCCAGAUACGGGGUCAUCAAAACAGGAUCAAGGCAACCUUCAAAAUGAGGGUACCGCGUCGACUUUUAGCACUUGCAUGGAGUCUGGUUCAGGUCAGGAAUAUAUUGACGAGGAAGAGCUUUUAAACUUUCCCAAUUUGAUGGUGGACAUGGCAGGAGGAAUGCUCGUAACCCCUCCCAGGAUCAACUCACUCGCUUCAGAUGAUUCACCAGAGAUUUCAGAUAUAGAAAGCCUAUGGACUUAUCCUUAAAGGGUCUCUAAAUUUACUAAGAUAGCAGAAAGUACAAAAGAAGAAAUGUGAUUGAAAAAGUAGAUGAGAUGAUCACAAAUGUGAAGGUAUUUGUCCUUUUUGAUCUCUUUUGGGGUGUUUCUGUCAUGCCCUGUAUCUGUAUGCAUUCCUGAGUAUUGCUAGUUAAAGUUUGCUUGAGGUAAAUUAAACUAAAGAGAGACUAACUUAAUUUCCCA